Molecule: messenger RNA, 887 nt
Organism: Drosophila sechellia
Lineage: Eukaryota; Metazoa; Arthropoda; Insecta; Diptera; Drosophilidae
Product: 40S ribosomal protein S6-like
Exons: 2
Coding region: 142-663 (173 amino acids)
Biological process (GO): translation
Cellular component (GO): ribosome
Molecular function (GO): structural constituent of ribosome
Source: RefSeq, a predicted model, not a curated record
AGUUCCGACAAAUAGUUCAAUUAGUCAGAAAUACAAUUAAUUUUCAGUAUGAAAACUGUUUCUUGACAAGCUUUUUUGUUAUAUACAUAGCUCCAAAAUUCUAUUAAGAACCGAUCCCUUGUGUAGAUUUCUAUAUUCCGUAUGGACCCCUUUUUAAGCAUGGGCAACGACCUAAGCAACCUGGGUAACUUCUGUCAUAAGCCAAGCAACCUGGGUCAGUCUUGUGAUAAUAUAUCUAGAGAACAAACCAUAAAAAUGAGAUUGUCUGUGAAACGUUGUGUGUAUAUUCGUGGCCGUGUGCGUCUCCUGAAGAAGAGAAUCUCGUGCUUCCGUCCACCCCGCAUUGGCGUGCACAAGCGCAAGACCGUGCGUAGACUCAUCGUGGACGCCAACAUGUUCGUGCUGUCUAUGGUCGUGCUUAAGAAGGAUAGCACCCCACCCCUCCAGGGACCCAUGCGUUCCAGCAGUAUACGCAAGAUCUACACCUUGAGCAAGAAAAAUGUGCGUCUGGUCGUCCGUGCUGAGCUGCAGCGCAAGCACAAGAAGAAGAAGAAGAAUAGCCAGACCGUGCAACGCAAGGAGUCCAAGGCGAAGCGAGAGAAGGCCAAGCGCUGCCGUUCUGCCUCCAAUCGCGAGUCCAAGAGCUCCGUCUCCAGCGACUAGAAGUAAACACCGCAGACACGGAACCCACAUUCUUCGUUUCGGCAGAAACUGAACGUGGACCACAACCAAAUGAUCCAUGAGAGGAGAAAAGAAACUUUGUAACCAUUUUAAAUAAAUGCGAAAAAUGGUAUAGAAUGUGUUGUGUUCAAUUAUAGUGCGAUAUUGAGCGAGAAUAAGCUUUAGGAUAUCUCAUCUCCAUGUAUCGGUUGUAAAUGUUAUUUUAU